GUCUUCGGCACGGCUUACUGCACCGCGCUCUACCUGCGCCAGCGCCUGGCUGGGGCACCGGCACCCAAGGCCUACGUGCUGGGGAGCCCCGCGCUUGCGACCGAGCUGGAGGCUGUGGGCAUCGCCAGCGUGGGCGUGGGGCCCGAGCCGCUGCGGGGCGACAGCCCGGGCGACUGGCUGGCCGCGCCGCUGGAGCCGGGCGUGCGCGCCGUGGUGGUUGGCUUCGACCCGCACUUCAGCUACAUGAAGCUCACGCAGGCCCUGCGCCACCUGCAGCAGCCCGGCUGCCUGCUUGUGGGCACCAACUUGGACAACCGGCUCCCGCUGGAGAACGGCCACUUCAUCGCCGGUACUGGCUGCCUCGUACGUGCCGUGGAGAUGGCUGCCCAGCGUCAGGCGGACAUCAUUGGGAAGCCGAGCCGCUUCAUCUUCGACUGCGUGUCCCAGGAGUAUGAUAUCAAUCCGGAGCGCACAGUCAUGGUGGGGGACCGGCUGGACACAGACAUCCUCCUGGGCGUCACUUGCGGCCUGAAGACCAUUCUGACCCUUACGGGCGUGUCCACACUGGAGGAUGUGAAAAGGAACCAGGAAAGUGACUGCCUGUCAGAGAAGAAGAUGGUUCCUGACUUCUAUGUGGACAGCAUAGCCGACCUGCUAGCCGCCCUUCAAGACUGAAGGAUGCCUGUCUUUCUGCUCCAGAAUAAAAAAAAAAAAAAAUUUUUUUUUUUUUUUUUGGAAAAAUCACUUCCCCAAAUUACUAGGAGGGACUUCAGGCAGCCCACAGCUAGAGGGCUUCCAGCCCUAUACCACUUCCCACCGUCCUCCUAGUGGAACCUCAUAAGCGACGCUUGUGGAGGUGGGGGAACUAGGCACCUUUGUUUACAGAUGCUUGUAUUUUUAAGAUGCACUUUUGAAGCGUGAAGGGCUUUGAGGGGGUUUGAUAUCUGCCCGGGCUCCAAGAAAACCC
Molecule: messenger RNA, 967 nt
Organism: Echinops telfairi (small Madagascar hedgehog)
Lineage: Eukaryota; Metazoa; Chordata; Mammalia; Afrosoricida; Tenrecidae
Gene: PGP
Product: phosphoglycolate phosphatase
Exons: 2
Cellular component (GO): cytoplasm
Molecular function (GO): sn-glycerol 3-phosphatase activity
Source: RefSeq, a predicted model, not a curated record